Molecule: messenger RNA, 2135 nt
Organism: Olea europaea var. sylvestris
Lineage: Eukaryota; Viridiplantae; Streptophyta; Magnoliopsida; Lamiales; Oleaceae
Product: protein ANTAGONIST OF LIKE HETEROCHROMATIN PROTEIN 1-like
Exons: 1
Coding region: 330-1820 (496 amino acids)
Source: RefSeq, a predicted model, not a curated record
UUCAUCGAACAACGUUCUGCUUGAUAUCUCGAGUUUCUCGUGUCACCGUCUUCAGCCUACCAUUUCUUUUUUCUCGCCCCUAAACCGUGUUCACACCUUUCGCACAUGUUUUUCAGUCUCCAUAUCUAUCUGUAUCCAUAUGUGUAUGAUACUUUGGCUCAACUUUUCAAACUCUCAGUCUGUACCGUGACAAAUUUGUCUAAUGUGUUCACAUUUCCAUUCACACAUUCCGUCAGAUAAAUUAAGUGCACCAAGUAUAUGAAGCUUGUAUCGUACCCAGAAAAACACAAUUACUCCACCUUGUAGUGUUGCAAGAAACCCAUAUCGAAAUGAAUGAAAACAAGCAGAAAAGGCGAAGGAAAAGGGAGAAUGCAAGCAUUAAUGACGAAGAAACUGGUGAAAAUCAGGGUGAGGUGAAGACGAAAGAUUUGAAGGAGAUCUUAACCUCAUUGAUUUUGCUUGAGGGUCAAGAAAAGAACGAGCAAGAAGAGUUCGCCAAGGCGAAUAGGGAAGAAAGGAUUCAAUUCGAGGAAAAUCAGAAGAAAAAAACACGCACAAUGAUGGAUUAUUACUCGAAAUUUCAAGAAAGUCAUAAAGACUUGGAUCAAAUUGAUGGGGUUAGAAGAAGAAAAACUCGCGCUAAGGCUCUCACCGUUGCAAUUGGUGCAAUAACAAUGGAGAAUUCAGUUUCAAUUUCUGAUGAGAAUAGUAAAGAUAAUCGGAGUAAUACAGCAGCCAGGGCCGGGGCUGGUCCCGGCCGGCGGCUGUGGGUUAAGAAUAGGUCGACGGAUUGGUGGGAUCAAUGCAACAGUCCUGAAUUCCCUGAAGAGGAAUUCAAAAGGGCAUUUAGAAUGGGGAAAGGUACAUUUGAAAUGAUAUGUAAUGAAUUGACUUCUGUUGUGGCAAAGGAGAAUACUAUGUUGAGGGAUGCAGUUCCUGUUAAGCAAAGAGUGGCUGUAUGUAUAUGGAGAUUGGCCACAGGGGAGCCUCUUAGGCUCGUUUCGAAGCGAUUUGGAUUGGGAAUUUCGACUUGCCAUAAGCUCGUGCUCGAGGUUUGUUCUGCGAUAAGGAAAGUUUUGAUGCCCAAGUAUUUGCAAUGGCCUGAUGAGGAGAAUGUGAGGAGGAUUAAGGACGAGUUUGAGGCCAUUUCCGGGAUACCUAAUGUGGUUGGAUCAAUGUAUACGACUCAUAUACCGAUCAUUGCCCCUAAGAUUAGUGUGGCUGCAUAUUUUAACAAGAAGCAUACUGAGAGAAAUCAGAAGACUUCAUAUUCGAUUACUGUUCAAGGUGUUGUUGAUCCAAGGGGAAUGUUUACAGACAUGUGCAUUGGUUGGCCGGGAUCAAUGCCCGAUGAUCAAGUUUUGGAGAAAUCCGCGCUUAACCAGAGGGCGAAUGCAGGGCUCUUGAAGGGUGUUUGGAUUGUUGGGAGCUCUGGAUACCCUUUAAUGGAUUGGAUAUUGGUGCCUUAUUCGCAGCAGCAUUUGACGUGGACGCAGCAUGCUUUCAACGAGAAGAUCGGGGAGAUUCAGAGGAUCGCUAAGGAUGCGUUUGCGAGAGUGAAAGGGAGAUGGGGUUGUUUGCAGAAAAGGACUGAAGUGAAACUUCAGGACUUGCCAGUGAUUCUUGGAGCUUGUUGUGUUCUGCAUAAUAUAUGCGAAUUGAGGAACGAAGAAAUGGAGCCGAAUAUUAACUUUGAGCUUGUGGAUGAUGAAAUGGUCCCGGAGAUUGGUUUGAGAUCAGCUAAUGCGAUGAAAGCUAGGGAUACAAUUGCUCAUAAUCUUUUGCAUCAUAACCAUGCGGGAACAUCGUUUCUAUCAUAGGAAAAUUUCAUAUCUUUCUGCAAGCGUAGUAUUGAACAAAAUUAGACGAUGAAGAAGGAUUUAGGUAGACGACCGUAUAUUUUAUGGGGAAUAAUGUUUAAUUGUUGUUUUUGUUGAAUGAAAAAUAUUACAUCUGGAAAUGUUUUGUGGCUUUGUCCCAUUGUCGCAAUCUCUGAGGGGGGCUAAAAGCAAGUGUAUUUUUUUUUAUUUUUUUUUUUUGUGCCUUUGAGAAAAUUAAUGACUGUUGUCUUGUAGGAUGGAGGAGUCAUACCAUAGAAAUCAAAGACGCAUGUGGGCGAACUUUAUUAAUUAAAA